AGAGUUCAGCAGGUGAACCCCGGGCCCUGAUGGUGGGACUGGGCCCGGGUUCCCACCGCAUCGUCCGCCUCAGCCAGAACCUUCUGGUCCCCGCCCCCAGAUAGGGACCCAGGAGGCCCACGCCCCUUCUUCCCGGCGGGGAGUGGGAGCCUCUCGCACUCUUCGGCAGCUCCAGACCCUCGGCAGCUCCAGACCCUCGUUUACAGUUCAGGACCUCAGCUGCACUUUGGCGCUAACGCCCUGUUUCCCAGGACUGUCAAUGGCAGGAUACCAGCUCUGGUCACCAUGGACCCCACUGGAUGAGAGUUUCCAAUGGCUGCGCCACACGACACCUACACCUUCCUCCAAGCACCCAUUCAGGGCCUCCCCCUACUUCCCACACACACCGUCUGACCUUGAAGUGCAGCUGUGCUUUCAAGAGGUCACUCUAGUCCUAGACAGCCCAUUCCUGGAAUCUGGAGUGAGUCCCAAGUUACCCUGCCACACAUCAGAGUUGCGAACGAUGAACAACAAAGGACUGGUCAGGAAGCCCCAGCCCAUCCGCCUCAGUGGAGUAGAUUCUGUCUUUGGCAGGGUUAUCACAGCUCAGCCACCAAAGUGGACCGGGACUUUCAGAGUUUCAGACAAGUCAGCCUUUUGCAAAAUCAUUAGCAGGGAGCACCAGUGGCCCAUUGGACUGAAGGAGCCUCAGAUUCAGAUGACAGUGACUAUGUGCAAACAGAUGCUGCGCUCUAUCCUCUUGCUGUAUGCAACUUACAAAAAGUGCACCUUUGCCUUGCGGCACUCCAAGUAAAGGGUCCUCAUUUGAUCCCCAUUUCUUCACACCAUGCCCUUUGUGCCUUGGUGACUGUCAAGUAAAAGCAAGUAUAUACUCAUUUCUCUCCACACUUCCCACAUACUUACCAAGCAAAAAGCCCAUGAAAAAUCUGCAGCAGCCUCUGAUAGCAGGAAGACAUUAUGUGGUACUCCUGAACUUUCACUCCUGGUCCAUCAACUACACUGUGAUUCUCAGCAGCUAAACACUAAAAAUAAAAAUGAUUUUAGGACA
Molecule: messenger RNA, 1048 nt
Organism: Nomascus leucogenys (northern white-cheeked gibbon)
Lineage: Eukaryota; Metazoa; Chordata; Mammalia; Primates; Hylobatidae
Gene: FANCD2OS
Product: FANCD2 opposite strand
Source: RefSeq, a predicted model, not a curated record